Oncorhynchus keta (chum salmon) is the source of this 7214-nucleotide messenger RNA. Its product is annotated as proline-rich protein 36-like. Gene Ontology annotation, cellular component: ribonucleoprotein complex; nucleus; cytoplasm. Bases 578 to 3556 code for a protein of 992 amino acids. Gene Ontology annotation, biological process: mRNA splicing, via spliceosome. The transcript is spliced from 8 exons. Gene Ontology annotation, molecular function: mRNA binding. Lineage: Eukaryota; Metazoa; Chordata; Actinopteri; Salmoniformes; Salmonidae. The record is from RefSeq and is a predicted model, not a curated record.
AGGUGUCAUGGCGACGUUGGCUGGCUAAGCGCUUGCGUAGAAACACGUCAUCGGCUCUAACAGUCGUCUCGCGCCGAACUGCGCAGGUGCAGUCCGUCAAAAAUCAAAACGCAUGCCUUCGAUAUAGUCGUUUUUGUCAAAUGAAAACGUGUCACCUUCUCGAGGUUGGAGUUAAUAACAUGUUAAAAUACUUAAAACAUUGUUUCGUAUCUAGCUUGUGCCUUUUAGAUAAAAACAAAACAAAGGAAGAACGUUUCGCUUCUCUUAACACCAAACCACGGCCUGCUUCGCAAGUUGUUCCCGGAAGUCUUGCGAUGUUGCGCCUCUGGGUUUAAAAACUCUGUGUCGAGAUCUCGGCACCAUUUUGUGAAGCCACUCAAGCCUGCGAGAGUUGUGGUGGGAAUAUUUGUAUUUUGUUGCUAGUGAGCUAGCAAAACUUGGUGUGAACUGUUAACGACUGACCAAACAUAGCUUGCUAUUUUUUUAUAUAUAUAUUUUUCCAAUAGCAAUUAGCUAAAUUAACGUUAAAAGUGGUCUCCUAACUUUUAAAACACGAAAGUGAGUUAUCAGUCUACGGAUGUCUGGAGAUAAUAUGUCGGGCGGCGGGAGCGUGGUUCGUGGCCCAGCGGGGAACAACGACUGUCGGAUCUACGUCGGUAACCUGCCGCCUGAUAUUCGCACUAAAGACGUGGAGGAUGUGUUUUAUAAGUACGGGGCGAUCCGAGAUAUCGAUCUGAAGAACCGGAGAGGAGGACCUCCGUUCGCUUUUGUGGAAUUCGAGGACCCCAGGGAUGCUGAUGAUGCGGUGCACGGUCGUGAUGGUUACGACUAUGAUGGUUACCGUCUCCGGGUGGAGUUCCCCCGUAGUGGGCGUGGGGGAGGGAGAGGGGGUGGUGGCGGCGGCAGGGGUGGCGGCGAUGGAGGAGGAGCCCCAAGAGGUCGAUACGGACCUCCCUCACGGCGCUCAGAGUACAGAGUCAUCGUCUCAGGUCUGUCUUUACCCCUCCCCUCCUGUCUUUACACUGUUGCUCCUCCUCCCUCUCCAGGUCUCCUCCUGUCUUUACUGUGUUGCCCCUCUACUACCACCUCCUCCCUCUCCAGGUCUCCUCCUGUCUUUACUGUGUUGCCCCUCUACUACCACCUCCUCCCUCUCCAGGUCUCCUCCUGUCUUUACUGUGUUGCCCCUCUACCACCUCCUCCUCCCUCUCCAGGUCUCCUCCUGUCUUUACUGUGUUGCCCCUCUACCACCUCCUCCUCCCUCUCCAGGUCUCCUCCUGUCUUUACUGUGUUGCCCCUCUACCACCUCCUCCUCCCUCUCCAGGUCUCCUCCUGUCUUUACUGUGUUGCCCCUCUACCACCUCCUCCUCCCUCUCCAGGUCUCCUCCUGUCUUUACUGUGUUGCCCCUCUACCACCUCCUCUCUCUCCAGGUCUCCUCCUGUCUUUACUGUGUUGCCCCUCUACCACCUCCUCCUCCCUCUCCAGGUCUCCUCCUGUCUUUACUGUGUUGCCCCUCUACCACCUCCUCCUCCCUCUCCGGGUCUCCUCCUGUCUUUACUGUGUUGCCCCUCUACCACCUCCUCCUCCCUCUCCGGGUCUCCUCCUGUCUUUACUGUGUUGCCCCUCUACCACCUCCCCCUCCUCCUCCCUCUCCAGGUCUCCUCCUGUCUUUACUGUGUUGCCCCUCUACCCCCUCCUCCUCCCUCUCCAGGUCUCCUCCUGUCUUUACUGUGUUGCCCCUCUACCACCUCCUCCUCCCUCUCCAGGUCUCCUCCUGUCUUUACUGUGUUGCCCCUCUACCACCACCUCCUCUCUCUCCAGGUCUCCUCCUGUCUUUACUGUGUUGCCCCUCUACCACCACCUCCUCUCUCUCCAGGUCUCCUCCUGUCUUUACUGUGUUGCCCCUCUACCCCCUCUUCCCUCUCCAGGUCUCCUCCUGUCUUUACUGUGUUGCCCCUCUACCACCUCUUCCCUCUCCAGGUCUCCUCCUGUCUUUACUGUGUUGCCCCUCUACCACCACCUCCUCUCUCUCCAGGUCUCCUCCUGUCUUUACUGUGUUGCCCCUCUACCCCCUCUUCCCUCUCCAGGUCUCCUCCUGUCUUUACUGUGUUGCCCCUCUACCACCUCUUCCCUCUCCAGGUCUCCUCCUGUCUUUACUGUGUUGCCCCUCUACCACCUCCUCCUCCCUCUCCAGGUCUCCUCCUGUCUUUACUGUGUUGCCCCUCUACCCCCUCCUCCUCCCUCUCCAGGUCUCCUCCUGUCUUUACUGUGUUGCCCCUCUACCACCACCUCCUCUCUCUCCAGGUCUCCUCCUGUCUUUACUGUGUUGCCCCUCUACCCCCUCCUCCUCCCUCUCCAGGUCUCCUCCUGUCUUUACUGUGUUGCCCCUCUACCACCUCCUCCUCCCUCUCCAGGUCUCCUCCUGUCUUUACUGUGUUGCCCCUCUACCACCACCUCCUCUCUCUCCAGGUCUCCUCCUGUCUUUACUGUGUUGCCCCUCUACCACCUCCUCCUCCCUCUCCAGGUCUCCUCCUGUCUUUACUGUGUUGCCCCUCUACCUCCUCCUCCCUCUCCAGGUCUCCUCCUGUCUUUACUGUGUUGCCCCUCUACCUCCUCCUCCCUCUCCAGGUCUCCUCCUGUCUUUACUGUGUUGCCCCUCUACCACCCCCUCCUCCUCCCUCUCCAGGUCUCCUCCUGUCUUUACUGUGUUGCCCCUCUACCUCCUCCUCCCUCUCCAGGUCUCCUCCUGUCUUUACUGUGUUGCCCCUCUACCUCCUCCUCCCUCUCCAGGUCUCCUCCUGUCUUUACUGUGUUGCCCCUCUACCACCUCCUCCUCCCUCUCCAGGUCUCCCCUCUAGUGGUAGCUGGCAGGACCCUGUCUUUACUGUGCUGUCCUCUCCAGGUCUCCCCUCUAGUGGUAGCUGGCAGGACCCUGUCUUUACUGUGCUGUCCUCUCCAGGUCUCCCCUCUAGUGGUAGCUGGCAGGACCCUGUCUUUACUGUGCUGUCCUCUCCAGGUCUCCCCUCUAGUGGUAGCUGGCAGGACCCUGUCUUUACUGUGCUGUCCUCUCCAGGUCUCCCCUCUAGUGGUAGCUGGCAGGACCCUGUCUUUACUGUGCUGUCCUCUCCAGGUCUCCCCUCUAGUGGUAGCUGGCAGGACCCUGUCUUUACUGUGCUGUCCUCUCCAGGUCUCCCCUCUAGUGGUAGCUGGCAGGACCUAAAGGACCACAUGCGCGAGGCAGGUGAUGUAUGUUACGCUGACGUGUUCCGUGACGGUACCGGCGUGGUGGAGUUCGUACGCAAGGAGGACAUGACCUACGCUGUCCGCAAGCUGGACAACACCAAGUUCCGCUCCCACGAGGGAGAGACUGCGUAUGUGCGUGUGAAGGUGGACGGACCUCGCAGCCCGAGUUACGGACGCUCCCGCUCUCGUAGCCGUAGCAACGGGCGUAGCAACGGGCGUAGCAACAGCCGCUCGCGCAGCUUCUCACCGCCGCGACGCAGCCGUCCCUCGCCACGCUACUCACCACGACACUCCCGAUCACGCUCCCGCAGCUAGACACAAACCACAUACACACACCUCCAGCCCAGCGGCCCCCCAGGGAGAGGAUACAUCAGACCAGGAGACGGACAGACGCCGCCCGGUGGACAUUCUAAUGAAUUACACCUAAUGUUCUCUUGCCUCGGCUACCUCUUGUUCUUUCAUCCCCGUUUCCUGGUCUAGUUUGCCUCAGCUGUGGUUUUGGCUUAUGACCUCUGUUCUCUUUGUAUCUGCUGACCCCUCAUCUUCCCCUGCUCUCUUUCCCAUCCCCCCAUCUGUGUAAAGGGCUUUAAUUGUUCUGUUUCUGUUAGUUUUGACUGGGGGGGUGAGAGGUUUAAUUUUGUGUUUAUGUGGUUAUUUUCUUUGGCCUGUUGUGGUGUCUGUGAUGUGUUGUUGUGCUGACCUCUGACCUGUCUGUCGUGUCUCUCUGUAGAGAUCACAGGAGCAAGCUGAUAGGCUGCUGGGAAACAGGAAACUGUUCAUAUUAGGAUUAACAGGAGGAGCAGGAGGAGUCAAAUACCAGCCAAUGGUAUGACUGCAGUAGUCUCUCAUCCAAUCAGCUGUCAGACCUGAUGUUUUAGUGACCAGUAAUAUUAUUGAACUGGUUUUAACUUUCUACUCUUAACUCUCUCAUAUUAGAGUGCUUUGCCACCUCUCCUUCCCUCAAUCCCAUCCUCCCCUGGUUUUCUAUUCACGGUUUCUGGUCAGAGUAGCAUGCAUGGUGUGUCUGUGGAGGUAGUGUGUCUGUAGGGUAGUGCGUCGGUAGGGUAGGGUAGUGCGUCUGUAGGGUAGUGCGUAGGUAGGGUAGGGUAGUGCGUCUGUAGGGUAGUGCGUAGGUAGGGUAGGGUAGUGCGUCUGUAGGGUAGGGUAGUGCGUCUGUAGGGUAGUGCGUAGGUAGGGUAGGGUAGUGCGUCUGUAGGGUAGUGCGUAGGUAGGGUAGGGUAGUGCGUCUGUAGGGUAGGGUAGUGCGUCUGUAGGGUAGUGCGUAGGUAGGGUAGGGUAGUGCGUCUGUAGGGUAGGGUAGUGCGUCUGUAGGGUAGGGUAGUGCGUCGGUAGGGUAGGGACAGUGUGUGUGUCUGGCAUUGUUAUUAGUGGUUGGUUAGUCUUGGUUCAGAGAACUUUAGUUAUAAUGUUGAGGUGAGUUUUGUGUAAAUGUCUUCUCUUAAACACAGCUUUCAGAGCCAGCAGGUUGUGAUGGCUGAUUGGCUGUAGCUAGACUUGGGCGGUAUACCGUAUACCAAUAUAUCAGACCCAACAACACAGAAAUAACACAGUCUUGUAUAACUAACCUUGGGGCUGGGCGGUAUACCGUAUUUUACUAUACACAGAUAUUGAUGCAGGGACCGGUUUGGGUUUUUACUUUACCUUCUAUAACGAUAUUUGAACGUUUGGUUUGUUAAAUGUGAUACGCUGUGUGUAACGUCCGUUUUUAUAGUUGACUUGGCUACUUGGGUCGUCUCUCGCCAUGCCGCCUUCUAGCCCCGCCCCCCUGUUACUCAAGGAGCAUAAUGGUUGUUGCUUGACCAGGAGACGCUUUCAUUCAGUCUGCAUGGUCAAUGCUGACCACUACCAUGUUGGCUAACCAGGAGACUCUUUCAUUCAGUCUGCAUGGUCAAUGUAACACUACCAUGUUGGCUAACCAGGAGACUCUUGCGUUCAGUCUGCAUGGUCAAUGUAACAUUACCAUGUUGGCUAACCAGGAGACUCUUUCAUUCAGUCUGCAUGGUCAAUGUAACAUUACCAUGUUGGCUAACCAGGAGACUCUUUCAUUCAGUCUGCAUGGUCAAUGUAACACUACCAUGUUGGCUAACCAGGAGACUCUUUCAUUCAGUCUGCAUGGUCAAUGUAACACUACCAUGUUGGCUAACCAGGAGACUCUUUCAUUCAGUCUGCAUGGUCAAUGUAACAUUACCAUGUUGGCUAACCAGGAGACUCUUUCAUUCAGUCUGCAUGGUCAAUGUAACAUUACCAUGUUGGCUAACCAGGAGACUCUUUCAUUCAGUCUGCAUGGUCAAUGUAACAUUACCAUGUUGGCUAACCAGGAGACUCUUUCAUUCAGUCUGCAUGGUCAAUGUAACACUACCAUGUUGGCUAACCAGGAGACUCUUUCAUUCAGUCUGCAUGGUCAAUGUAACACGUGCAACAAUGUUGAUGACAAUGCUGUUUUCACUUUGCUUCUGAAUAUAAAUCCACUAGUGUUCUAUAAUUACACUGUUAGUUUGUUUCUUACAUCUGCAAAUUUGUAUUUUCGUAGCAAGUUGGGCCUAUAUCUUGUUGGCCGCUAAUGCUAACUGCUAGCUCGCUAAUAAAUGUACCGAAUCAGAGCAAAUGUAACUAGCUAUACAGCCUGAUAAUACCAGUGAUGGUGUAGAACUAAGUCGGCAUGUUGGUACAACAGUAUUUUAGAAAUCAGAGGAACAUGUGAAUGUCAGUUACAUGAAGUGACUAAGAGAACCUUCAAUGUAGCCAAAGAUUAAGAGUCCCAUAGGAAACACUGACCAUCACCUUGGUUCCUACCCUGUCACAAUAACUCCUCCUGGCAUUUUCAUGUCAAACAACACAGUAUUCAAAGUGCCCACAAUUAUAUUCGAACUAUAGAAUUAACCCUUCCUAGCUAGUCAUUAUUUCCUUUUAUUUCAACAGUUCACCCAGGUGUUUUGCUCUAAAUCUCAAGUCCAAUUGCAAUAUUUGGUUAAAAAUAAGGCCUAGUUUGUUUAGUUUUUUUUGCCCAUAUUGUGCAGCCAGUCUGGCAGUGUGGAAAUGAUCUCAAAUGAGUGCAGAAAUGUAUGAAAAUGUUUUUGGUUGAAUUGAACAGAAAAAAGAGACUAAUUUGAAAUCACAUGUAUUAGGUUGGUAACAAUAUUCAUAAAGAAAAUGUAAGGACUUUUAUUGAAAAACAUUAAAUACUGGCAUACCAUUUUUUAUUUUUAUUUUUUAUUAUUAUUUUUUUUUAAUAAAUGUUUUUACACCGUGAUAUAUUCUGGCCAUAUCGCCACGCCCUAACAAUAGCAGGUUGUGAUAGUGUGGCUGAUUGGCUGAAGCAGGCUGUGAGUGAUUCUAACCUGUUGCUCCUUCCUUCUCUCUGUUGGGUGAUCUGUCUCAAGGAGGGCUGUGAUUGGAGGAGGGCUCUGUCUCCCCGUCCUGGAGCCAAUCAGACCUUCAGGAUUCAGGAUCAGAGCAGGGAUUAGGAUUAAGGAUGGAGAGAGAACGCGGAGUGGGACAGGAGCAUAGGAUCGGGACCAGCCCCCAGGCCACAGCCCAGCCCACUGGAACCUAGAUACUAGACCUAAGUCACUCAAAUGGCUCUCAAACACCCAAAAUUAGUUUAUUCCCCCCACCCACCCACCCGUGUGGACUCCACAGCGUCCUUCUAGGAUCCUGACCAGCGUUCUUUUAUUUAAGUGGAGCUCAACGCAAAACCAGGAGUCUGGCUCAGGAUGGAGGGAGGCGCACAUAAGGAGAUUGGUAACUAGAAGGGAAUUAUAAUCUGGGGGGGUUAAAUGUGUUUGUUCAUUAAAGGGAUGGAGGGUAAUGUGUUUGUUUGGAGGGAGGGUGUGUUUAUUUUUUAUUUUUAAGGUUUGCAUUGUUUCCUCAGUAGAUUUUAUGAUUAGUUUGUUUCCCAAGUUGGUAACUUUUCAUGUUUCAGCACCUCUUCAAUAAAGUGUCUUCGACAGGA